This is a messenger RNA of Mytilus trossulus (common blue mussel), 1467 nucleotides long. RefSeq lists its product as uncharacterized. NCBI's taxonomy places the organism in Eukaryota, Metazoa, Mollusca, Bivalvia, Mytilida, Mytilidae. Gene Ontology annotation, molecular function: nucleic acid binding. The record is from RefSeq and is a predicted model, not a curated record. Bases 1 to 1467 code for a protein of 488 amino acids. The transcript has a single exon. Gene Ontology annotation, biological process: DNA integration.
AUGCAUCCAUACAAAUGGCGAUAUUGCCCUACUGAUAACAACCCGGCAGAUCUUCUAACAAGAGGACUUACAAUUGAAAAAUUUGACCAGAGUAUACUUUGGCGGAAAGGACCACAUUGGUUAAUAGAUAGUACAAAAUGGCCAGAACUAAACAGCGCAACAAACACCGUUUUGAAGUCACUGGUAGAUGACAGAGAAAAUGAAGAGGAAUUGGACAACUUGAAUAUGACGCACCAAAAUAGUCUAAGCAGUAUAAAAAACAUAUUGGAUAUUUCGAACUAUGGAUCUUACAUGAAGUUAUUACGUAUUACCGCGUAUGUCAUCCGUUUUAUACGCAACUGUAGACGGGAUAGGAUUUCCAGAAAAAGCGGACCACUGGAGGUAAAUGAAAUUCAAACAGCAGUAAAUACUUGGAUUCUAGAUUGUCAAGAGUCUACGUAUACAGAUGAAAUGUCAUAUCUGAGAGGAGCACAACACAGAAACACAAAUAAAGUACCCAGAGUCCGACAAUUGGGACUUUUCUUAGACGAAACCGGUCUUAUUAGAUGUAACGGGAGAAUACACAACGCACCAAUACCAGAAUCAGCGAAAUUUCCGUACCUUAUACCGGCAAAUCAUCCGUUAACUAGACUAAUUGUAUUGGACGCACACGAAAAGUUACUUCAUAGUGGAAUGAAUGCUACAGUCACCUAUAUUAGACAAACGUUUUGGAUACCAACCAUUCGACAGUAUGCAAAGAAAUUACUCCGCAAAUGCGUUAUUUGCCGCAAAGUGAAUGGAAAAUCGUACGUUGCACCAGACCCACCACCUUUACCAAAAAUCAGAUUACAGGAAGCACCCCCAUUUACAGUGACUGGAGUGGACUUUACAGGAGCAUUACUUGUAAGAGACGAAAAUAGAAUUUUAACAAAAGCAUAUAUAUGCCUGUUUACCUGCGCUUCUACCAGAGCCGUUCAUCUAGAGGUGGUACCGAACCUAACCGAACAUUCGUUUGUUCAAGCUUUUAGGCGUUUCGUAAGCCGCAAAUCAAUACCUAAGACACUUAUAUCAGAUAAUGCAACUACUUUCAUCGCAGGAGCAGAGGAACUAAAAAGAUUAUGUGAAUCGGCAACACUAAAAGAAACGUUGUCUACACGAGGAAUAGAAUGGAAAUUCAUACCAAAACGCGCACCGUGGUAUGGUGGAUUCUGGGAGAGACUUAUUGCGCUAACAAAGACAAGCUUGAAAAAGACACUAGGACGAACUCAAGUUAGUAUGGAAACUCUACAGACUGUCGUGACAGAAAUAGAAAGAAUUUUAAAUGACAGGCCACUUACAUAUUUUUCAUCAGAUAUCAGAGAUUGCGAGACGUUAACCCCAGCUCAUCUUUUGUAUGGUAGAAGAAUAUCAACACUGCCAUAUCCGCAAAUAGACAUAGAGGAAUUCAACGAUCCAACCUAUAUGAACCACAAAGACAAACUUUAUUAA